AUGUCAAAUUUAUAUUUUAAUAUUUUUGCAAGUAUAAUUAUAAUUUCUGUUUUUAUGACAAUAUCUGUAAAUAAUGCUGUUUAUGCAGUAUUAUUUUUAAUAUUAGCUUUUUUUAGUUCUAUGUGUAUUUUAUUUUUGUUAAAUAUUGAUUAUUUAGCUUUAAUGUUUAUUUUAAUUUAUAUUGGUGCAAUUACUAUUUUAUUUUUAUUCGUAGUUAUGAUGUUAAAAAUUAAAAUAAAUGAAAAAAAUACAACUAAAUUUAUAUCUUUUAUUAAUAUUAUAAUUUGUUGUUUAAUUGUUUAUAAUGUAUUAUUAAAUGCUGAUAUUUUCAAUGUUUUCUUAAAUAAUGAUUUAGUAUAUAAUGAUUGGUUCUCUAAAUUAUAUUAUGUUGAUAAUAUUAAAAUGUUAGGUCAAGUUAUUUUUACAAAUUAUUAUUUUUAUUUUAUAUUAGCAGGUUUCGUAUUAUUAAUAGGUAUGAUAAGUGCUAUCUUAUUAAGUAAAGAAUCUACUAGAGUAAUACGUAGAUAUCAAUUAGUUUAUCAACAAAUUUCUCGUGAUGUAUCUAAUGCUGUAUUUUUAGUACAUUAAUUUAAUAUGAAAAUAUUUAUUUCAUAUUAAUAUAGUUUAAAAGAGAUUUUAUUAUUAAUGAAGUUAUAUAUAGUUUAUAUAACUUAAAUUCUUAAGAGUUUGAUCCUAGCUCCGAAUGAAUGCUAGUAGUAUGCUUUAACACAUGCAAGUUUAAUAGAUAUUUAUUUAAUAUUUAUGAUUAAAUAUUUUAUAAAUAUUUAUAGCGUAAAGGUGAGUAAAUUAUAAAUAAAUUACCUAAAAAUUGUUGUAAAAAUUUUAUUUAAUCAAUAAUAUUCAAAAGAAAAAAAUAAUUUUUUUUAUUUUUUUCGUUUUUAGAUAUUUAUUUAUAUAAGAUUAGGUAGUUGGUAAGGUAAAAGCUUACCAAGCCAAAGAUUUUUAGUUGGUUUGUGAGAAUGAUCAACCACAUCGGGAUUGAAAUAAAGCCCGAACUCUUUAUGAGUCAGCAGUGGGGAAUAUUGGACAAUAAACGAAAGUUUGAUCCAGCAAUACUACAUAAGUGAUGAAGGCUUUAUCGUUGUAAAACUUAUAAUUUGAUGAAAUAAUGAUUUGUCAAAGGAAUAGUUCUGGCAAACUCUGUGCCAGCAGCCGCGGUAAUACAGAGGGAACGAGCAUUAUUCGUCUUUACUGGGCGUAAAGAGUCUUAAGAUGAUUUUUUCAAUUAAAAAUUAAAAAUUAGAGCUUAACUCUAAUAUUUUUUUAAUAUUAAAAAAUUUGAGUAUAUUAAAGGAUUAUAGAAUUUCUAAAGGAGGUGCGACAACCGUUUAUAUUAGGAAGAAUGCCAUUUAGUGAAAACAAUAAUCUAUUAAAAUACUGACAUUGAUAGACGAAAGUAUGGGUAGCAAACAGGAUUAGGUACCCUGGUAGUCCAUACUAUAAACAAUGAAUAUUAAAUAUUAAUAAAUUAUAUUUAU
Blastocystis hominis is the source of this 1499-nucleotide messenger RNA. RefSeq lists its product as hypothetical. The transcript has a single exon. The coding region runs from base 1 to 588 and encodes 195 amino acids. Lineage: Eukaryota; Bigyra; Opalinata; Blastocystidae. Gene Ontology annotation, molecular function: NADH dehydrogenase (ubiquinone) activity. The record is from RefSeq and is a predicted model, not a curated record.